AUGAAAAUGAUGAAGGCUUCAUCAGAAAAAAUAGGUAAAAAGAACCAUUAUAUUUUGCAUCUUUAUGGCUCUCUUAUUAAUGGUCAAAAAGCUGUAGUUACCCUUAUAGGACUGCAGAUAUUUUUUGAUAUUCUUAUACUAGAUAAAGAAUCUAUAGAUGAUUUUAAAGAUGAAAUUCAUUGUACUGCCAUAAAUGACUAUAAAAUAGAAAAUAUUAAGGUUUUCCAUUCUGCAGGUAUCAUACAGCAGGGUUGGCAAAUGACCAGGACUUUUGAUAAACAGUUUGACCAUCAGACCAAUAAACUAGAUCUUAAUGAAUGUAAAAAAAUAAAAGGAGAUGAUGCUUACAAAGUUACUAAUACAAAAAAAUGUUGUCGACAACAUUUAAAGCAAUGUAUUUAUGUUCAAACUUCUUUACCUGUAGAAGAAUAUGAUAAAUUACUUUCAGAAAUUAAAGAGGAUGAAAUUAUGAUAAAAAUAGAAGAAAUAAUAAUAAACAUUUACAAACAGAUG
Messenger RNA from Funneliformis geosporum, 513 nucleotides. The record is from the annotation of a GenBank genome assembly. NCBI's taxonomy places the organism in Eukaryota, Fungi, Glomeromycota, Glomeromycetes, Glomerales, Glomeraceae.